CCUUCGUUGCAAGAGCUGCUGUCCCAACCAGUGCUAGAUGUUCACUUCUUGGAGGCUGCUGUUCGAGGAGAGCACUCGCAAGGGAUUCAUUGGCCAGAUGUGUAUGUAGAUAGGUGAGACCUCAGAAGUCGCGACAAGUUUCCGGCCGCUAAGCUCCACACCGAGAUAAAUCAUAUUCGGCUAAAGACAGCUUGCCCGACCUCCGUGUACCACUCUUUUCUCUCGCUAGUACGAGAUAACGAUGUCCGCCAUUUUCGUUUCCCUUUUUCCCGCGUUUUUGCUUUCUGCAUUGCUUGCUUGGUUCUUCUGUUAAGACCAUAUUCCCAUAUUCUCAAUGCCGCGCAACUUCGGACGCAAAGUAAACGUCGGCUACUUUUCGCAAGCCGCCAAAUGCGGUUUCCACCUCCAGAAGGCCGCAUACUGCACCAAACCCAGUCAAACUGACAUCCUUCUUUCAGAACUUACCUUGACAGCCGAAUGUGGAUCUGUGCUUCGAUUAAUGCCAUUGGGGGGCUCAGUCACACACGGCGUCGGCUCUUCUGACCAGAGCGGGUAUCGGAAGAAACUCUCUGAAUUACUGCACGGCUGCGGCUAUAAUGUCUGCAUGGUUGGAUCCCGUAAAUCCGGCACCCAUUUUAACAACGAACAUGAAGGCUGGCGGGGGUAUAGGAUCGACCAAAUCGAGGCCAGGGCGAGGCUAUCAGCAGCAAAGUUGUUGCCGCAUGUCUUUACUGUGAACGCUGGAUCCAACGAUUGUUUACAAGGAUACAAGUUGACAGAAGCACGACAUCGCCUUGGUCACCUCUUGGACACCCUCUGGGUUGCAUCGCCUGGCUCAACCAUUAUUCUCUCAAGCCUACUGGUCAACCAGAACGAGGCCGUGCAGCAGCGGGUUGAGGACUUCAAUAGUGAGACAGAGAGACUAGCAUGCCUUUUGACUCUUGAAGGCAGGAAAAUUGUUUUCGUUGACUUGCAAAGCAACGACGGGCCCGCCAUGGAAGAUUUGGUGGCGGAUGGGACACAUCCGAAUGAUGCAGGAUAUGAAAAAAUGGCCUGGAAAUGGCUAGGGGGCUUUCGGAUGGCUUUAAAAAGAGGUUUCUUGCCCCCCGCCAGCAAGUCCCAGAUAAGCUGAGUAGAGAAUAUUGGAAAUGGGUUAUUCACUACAAGAGAGCACCUAUUGCAUUCUGUCGGUCCAGAGUCGAGCAGUCGAGGAGUGUUGACUCUUGAUUUUAAUUGACAGAGUUGCGCAUGUCUGUUCUC
Messenger RNA from Colletotrichum acutatum, 1260 nucleotides. RefSeq names its product SGNH hydrolase-type esterase domain-containing protein. The record is from RefSeq and is a predicted model, not a curated record. Gene Ontology annotation, molecular function: phosphatidylcholine lysophospholipase A1 activity. The coding region runs from base 335 to 1132 and encodes 265 amino acids. Lineage: Eukaryota; Fungi; Ascomycota; Sordariomycetes; Glomerellales; Glomerellaceae. The transcript is spliced from 2 exons.